UUAAAAGCGAGAAAGCGAGAAAAGAGAUUAUCAUUUAUGGACUGAUAAAUUUUCUUUUCUAAUUUAGGUUGGCUACUUCUACAAAUCAUACUCACCACCUUUCUUCUUCCAUGGCUUGAUCAUGAUCUUUUCUUUGUCUCGUCAAAUUUCCUCAUUCCUUUCCCGGGAUUUUUGAAAGGUAUAACCGGAAAGAUUCGAUUGUUUCUCGGGAAAAUUGCGUCCUCCUUGAGCAGGAAAAGAGCUGAAAGAAAGCAGAGAUGAGAAGUGCCAAUGGAGACUCCAGAGCUGUAACCCCGACCGCUUUGGAAACUAUAAACGCUGCUGCUACUGCGAUCGCUUCAGCUCAGAAUCGUGUUCCUCAAGCUACGGUUCAGAGGAGAAGAUGGCUUAGCUGCUGGCAUUUGUACUGGUGUUUUGGAUCUCACAAACACAGAAAACGAAUUGGUCAUGCUGUCCUUGUUCCUGAAACAACAGCCGUCAGGUCUGAUGUUCCUGAAGCUGGAAAUCCGAUCCAAGCACCUGCUAUAACACUUCCUUUUGUUGCACCUCCCUCCUCUCCUGCAUCUUUCCUGCAAUCAGAACCUCCCUCUGUUACCCAGUCUCCAGCUGGCUUGUCCCUCUCUGUGUCUGCAAAUAUGUAUUCACCAGGUGGGCCUGCUUCUAUUUUUGCAAUUGGCCCUUAUGCUCAUGAAACCCAAUUGGUUUCACCACCUGUUUUCUCAACCUUCACCACCGAACCUUCAACUGCUCCUUUUACUCCUCCCCCUGAAUCUGUCCACUUGACUACACCAUCCUCACCUGAGGUGCCAUUUGCUCAGCUACUUGACCCAAAUCUCCAGAAUGGUGGGUCUGGUUUGAGAUUCCCAUUAUCCCAUUAUGAAUUUAACUCGUACCAACUUCAUCCUGGUAGCCCAGUUGGCCAAUUGAUCUCACCUAACUCAGGGAUAUCUGGUUCAGGCACUUCCUCACCUUUCCCUGAUGGUGAGUUUUCUGCUGGCACCCUCCUGUUUCCUGAGUUCCGCAUGGGUGAUCCUCCUAAGCUCUUAAAGCUUGAUAAGUUUUCUAGAUGUGAAUGGGGACCGGUGCAAGGUUCUGGAACUUUGGCAUCAGAUGCUGUCAAGUUAACACCUUGCAAUGGUUUUCUGCUGAAUCCUCAGAUUUCAAUGGUUCCAUCAAAUCCACCCCCAGGCAGUGGAUGUUGUAACAACCAAAUUGUGGUUGAUCAUAGAGUUUCAUUUGAGUUAACUUCUGAGAAUGUUGUAAGAUGUGUGGAGAAGAAUCCUAGAACCUUGUCUGGAGAUGUACCAAAAUCUCUACAUAAUGAAGCAGCAGUAAAAAGACAAGAAAAAUCAAGUGAAGUGAUAGACAAUAGUGAGCAUUCUCUAGGUGAAACAUCAAAUGGAACACCAGUAGAGGCGCCAGAAAACGGGGAAGAUACAGCACAGCAGCAAAAGCAUGGGUCAAUGACACUCAGUACUAUUAAGGAAUUCAAUUUUGACAAUAUAGAUGGAAGAGAUUCCCACAAGUCGAUUGCAGGUUCUGACUGGUGGGCUAAUGAGAAGGUUGUCGGAAAAGAGAGUGGGCCCACUAGGAACUGGUCAUUCUUCCCUGUUAUGCAGCCAGGUGUUAGUUGAGGUAACGGUAAGGGUUUCACUUAGUGCCCUCUUUGUUCCAGGAAGAAUGGAACAGAAAACAUUGACAGUCCUAAUUCAAAGGAUAGGCAAACUUGGGCUUUUAUUAGAGAUUAUAGGGCUUACCUAUUCAUGAAGGCUGUUUUGUAGUCCUUCAACUAGAAUAAAACAAGAGCACAGAAGAAUCCUUUGCUAAUCUAAUUUGGAUAACGGGCUACAUGUAGUCCUCUCUGGUGGAGGCAGGGUCUCAGAUUGAUAGCAGUUCUUAGGCAUGCACCUUCACUCGUCCGAAUGUAAUUACUGCAUUUAGAGAAGGAAUACAGAUUAACAGCAGUUUCUUAGUUAUGAAUCUUCGUCUUUCCCUAAUCUAACUAAUGACAGUGAUCAACAAUAAUUUGAAGGAGGAAGAUGAAAGAUUAAACAUUCUGGUACCUGGAUGCUCUUUUUGCUAACUGAUUCAUGGGAUUUCUCUUCUCUCAACGCCCAAAUGCAGCUACAGCUUUGAAAUUGGAGUGCCUAGUUAAAACUGUUAUGUUUGUUUAGCAAUUUCCCAACGAGGUUUGUGUCCAUCAAAUGUACAAACCCAGAAGAAAGGCUGUCUCUGAUUUUUGUAGUGUUAUCAACAUUGUUAUACUAAGCAGAUAUCCAGUUUGUAAAACUUUUAGUCCAAUGACUUCCUAUUGCUGGAA
Carica papaya (papaya) is the source of this 2320-nucleotide messenger RNA. RefSeq lists its product as uncharacterized. Lineage: Eukaryota; Viridiplantae; Streptophyta; Magnoliopsida; Brassicales; Caricaceae. The record is from RefSeq and is a predicted model, not a curated record.